UAGAACCCAGAAUAGGUGGUCGGUCUUGUCUUGUUGGCCCUUCCAAUUCCAAUAGUUGGAUGUCGGAAGCGGAAACAAGACACAGGAAAGGAGCGUGGAGCAAGGAUGAGGAUGAGAAGCUCAAGACAGCGGUGGACCAAUUGGGCGAUAAGAAUUGGGUGAGAAUCGAAAAGUUUUCUGGUUUGGCAAGGCCGGCCAAGAAUUGCAGGCUCAGAUGGAUUAACUAUUUGAGGCCCAAUUUGAAGAAAUACCCUUUCACCAAACAAGAGCAAGAUUUGAUUUUUCAGUUGCAUGCAACCUACGGCAACGCCUGGUCGCGCAUCGCAUCCCACCUGCCAGGGAGAUCAGACAACGAAAUAAAGAAUUUCUGGCAUAAGAGUGCUAAGAAACGCCAAAGAGAAGGGCUUCGAAUCUCUCCAAUAAAUAUAGAUUCAUCUCAAACCAUGAUUUCUACAUCACAAUCACAUUUCCAACUCAAACUACCUCCAUUUUCUUCUAUGCCUGCACCUUCACAAACCUGUUUACCCAUUCAAGAUUCAUACAGCACUGUCGAGAGCGACUUUUUUCCAACUCAACCAAUCACCCAGCUCCCUUCAAUCCAAUUUAAUCCAGUAGAAACAUUAGGCGAAAAUAGCUACAUGCAUCAAGUAAAAUCAGACAGCAAUCUGGAGAUAAUCAAUGAACUCAGAAAAGCUCGAGCACGGGUGAGGUUCCUCGAGAAAAAGUUAAGGCAAAGAGGAAUCUCAAACAAGAGAAACAAUUUCAAGCAAAGUUCAAGAAACGACCAUUUAUUCAUCAAGAGUCCACAAGGAGCUCAUCUGUUGACAACGCAUGUUCCUUUGGAUGAAAAUUCAAGCAGGAUGGAAGAGAUAACAGAAGAUAUUUCAAGGAGAAAAGAUGACAUCCAAGAUUCAACAGUUAUAAGUGCCACAAAUUUGCAAGAAACAGAGAGAUCAGUGAGUGAAGAAAGUCGACACUCAGAAAUGUCGACUCAUGGUGAAAAUUCAGACUCAAAAGCUUCCCUGCACAAGGGUUUUGAAAGAGAAGAAGAUUUAUUUGAUGAAAUCUGCAAUGUGAAAAACUCAGAAACCUUUCCGGAGCAAAGGCACCACAAUUAUCAUGUUAACAGCCAAUACAAUGUGAUUGCUCCAAACUGGAACUUGUGGAACGAAUGCUCUUCCAGUCUUUUGCAGGAGUUGGAGGAAGAUUUGUUCGGUGAAAGGUCUCAAAUAGACCAACCCUCAUCUCCAAAGAGACACAUGGAUGCAUUAGGUGCAGUCUACAGCCAAAGUAGUGCAACAACUCUAGAAGGAGAUGAGAGUGGCCAACACUUCAAAUGUAGCAUGGGACAAGAAUUUUCAGAUGGGCUGGAUAUAAGAUUUCCAGACAGUAAUCUUGGUCCAGAAUCAUUACCUGUGAACCAGAACACUGCAGUGGGUCUGGUAGAAUGUAGCUAUUUGGUGAGUCAGCCAGUGGCGGUACAUGAGUCUAUGGGACGCCAAGAUUUCUCUCUCCAAACCUCUGGUGAAAAUAUAUCGCCGACACAGCCCUGUCAAUCAAGCUUUAUAGAGCACCAAUAUCAUGAAGCUCAACAGUGCUCACUCGAUGAAUUCUAUGGAGGAAUGACAGAAAGCACAUCAGGAGAAGAAACCUGGAAACAAGAGUUGAUGGAGGAUUUAGUGAGGCUAUGACAUGAGAUGCACCAACGAACAAAGCUUUUGAUGAGCUCGAGCUCGAGUUUGAGUUGGAGUUCCCGCUGUCUCCAUGUGCCACUAAUUACAAUGGAAGACUGCAUCUGGAACUUCCAUUCACGACUUGCAUCAGAGUAGAUUAUAACAGCAAGAUCCAGAUAUGGCUUCAACCCAUAUCCAAAAUCUGAUGAUUUGCAGUUCACAGAUGAUCAGGAUACUUAAAAUAGGUGAUUGUACUGUCGGUCAAAGUCUUGGUGAUGGAGAAUCUGUUGUGACAUUAUCAGAAGGCAUUCUUAUACGUGAUGCAACAAAUCCUAUUGCAGCUAUAGUGGAAAACACAUAUCAUGCAUUUGACCUAUAAAUGUUUAAGAAUAAAGCUAUCUUGGCUCCCACCAAUGAGAUGGUUGAUACGAUAAAUGAUGACGUCAUGUCUUUAAUGUCUAUCGAAGAAAGGGUUUGCCUAAGUUAAAACAGCAUUCGCAAAGAAGAUGGACAAGUGGACCUCGAUGAACAGAUAUUCUCUGAUGAAUAUCUAAACACGAUCAAGUGUUCA
Molecule: messenger RNA, 2244 nt
Organism: Salvia miltiorrhiza (redroot sage)
Lineage: Eukaryota; Viridiplantae; Streptophyta; Magnoliopsida; Lamiales; Lamiaceae
Product: transcription factor MYB92-like
Exons: 4
Coding region: 60-1691 (543 amino acids)
Source: RefSeq, a predicted model, not a curated record